AUGAGAUAUCAGGUUCACGGGGAAAGUGGUUCUCAUGGGGGCACUGUCGCAGACAACCAUGAUUGGGUCGAGAAAAAUGCCUUCGACAGCAUUCGCUCUCUGGAUCGAGCUGUACUGGAGCCUGUUGAGGCCUGCAUCCACAGCCUAAUCAAGCGGGUUGCCUGGGAGAAACCGGAAGCUCCAGCAAUAUGCUCCUGGGACGGGCAUCUGACCUAUCUGCAGCUGGACCAGCUGUCUAUCAGGUUAGCAUAUCGCCUAGUGGAUUCUGGGUUGACUCCAGGAUCAAGAGUGAUUCUUUGCUUCGAGAAGACAUGCCUAGAGCCGCUCUCUAUGCUGGCUGUGAUGAAGGCUGGGGGUAUCUCCAUAGCCCUUGAUACCGGACAGAACCAAGAUCACCUCCGAUUGAUUGCAGACCAAGCUUCUCCAUUCACCAUUCUCUCUUCUCCAAAAAGCGAACAGUUAGCACAGUCCCUGGGGAAAGGCAAUGUUAUUACUGUGGACCACAACCUGCUAUCGAGUAUAAACGAUCCCUUGGAGCUGUCCAGUAAGCUACCGGUCUUGAGCCCUUCGGAAGCUGUUGGAGAAAUCUAUAGUGUCGACAGCGGAACAGGGCUCGCAAGCCGAGAUAUCAUCGUUACGCACCGAGAUUUCAGCAGCGCGGCUACGUAUCGGUAUGGAGAGCUCGGACUUACUAGUAACACUACUAUACGCGAUUCUGCGCGAUCUUUCUCGGAUUUAGCGUGGCGCAACUUGUUCGUUUUGACAUGUGGUGGCAGCCUAUACUUGGAUCCAACGGUCGAGCUCCUGAGCAACAGGCACGGUCUUAUUUCCGCAUUGCAAUCUGACAUUACGAUUCUCACCCCAGAGUCUCUCGCUCUGCUUGAUAACUCCGAGCUUCUGCGAUUGGUGCAGCUCAAAUACGCUGCGGUUUCAGCCACUUCACAGGGUCUGAGAAAAUUGGAUGUCCCUGUGGUGAAAGGUGGAUCUAUUACUUCGGCCGGCUAUGGCAGGCGAAGCGGUAUGCUAUUCUCCGACAUGGAAACAAGUGAAACUGAAAGGUUGGCUGGAAAUGUCAAAAAUCGGGAUGUCUCGGUAUUAGACUCGCGAAUUUCAGAUCAGGAGAGGCAGAUAUCCCGCGCGGAUGAUAUCUAUGAUCUCGAGGAUAAUACAUCAGAAAAAAUGCUCAUUACGGAGAUGUACCAAAAUGAGUUACCAGUCCGCAGUGGGGGGUUGUGGUCUGGUGACUCUUCUAAUGCAUCCCCUAUCAGUUCAGAGGGCUCGUUUUCUCUCUAUGACGAUGUCAUAAGGCCGGUGAAAACAACUGGUGAUGAGCCGAGUAGAUGUGAUGUCCUACCAUUUCCCUUAUUGGACUCGUCGAUCAACAAGGAAGAGGUGCGCGCAUACGCUGCUAGGCUUUGCAACGUUAAGGAAUCACAAAUUAUCGAUGUUCUCCCAU
Messenger RNA from Nannizzia gypsea CBS 118893, 1456 nucleotides. RefSeq lists its product as hypothetical. Gene Ontology annotation, molecular function: phosphopantetheine binding. The annotation marks the transcript as partial. Gene Ontology annotation, cellular component: cytoplasm. Gene Ontology annotation, biological process: amino acid activation for nonribosomal peptide biosynthetic process; secondary metabolite biosynthetic process. NCBI's taxonomy places the organism in Eukaryota, Fungi, Ascomycota, Eurotiomycetes, Onygenales, Arthrodermataceae. The record is from RefSeq and is a predicted model, not a curated record. The transcript has a single exon.